Molecule: messenger RNA, 873 nt
Organism: Microdochium trichocladiopsis
Lineage: Eukaryota; Fungi; Ascomycota; Sordariomycetes; Xylariales; Microdochiaceae
Product: HAD-like domain-containing protein
Exons: 1
Coding region: 1-873 (290 amino acids)
Molecular function (GO): phosphatase activity
Source: RefSeq, a predicted model, not a curated record
AUGGACGGACUACUGAUCAACACCGAGGAUAUAAUCACGGCUUGCAUCAAUCACGCCCUCGCCAAGCACGGCAGACCUCCCAUUCCGCCGAACCUCCGCGCUCAGAUCAUGGGCGUCCCCAAUUCGACCAGCGGCGACGUGUACAAUAACUGGGCCCAGCUGCCGGUGCCGCGAGAGCAGCACACGCGCGAGGUACGUGCAGAGAUGCGGCGGCGGUUCCCGGACUGUAGACCUCUCCCUGGUGCAGAGGAUCUGCUUUUCAACCUCAGUCGCGCGGCCCAUGUGGCGACCUCGGGGCGUCCGAUCAGGCUCGCCCUCGCAUCUGGCACAAAGACCGAGGCGUACAAGCUGAAGAUGUCGAGCCCAGAGACCAGGACGCUCCUGGAAACCAUUCACGAGCACGCUCGAGUGCUCGGAGACGAUCCUCGACUCCAGCCAGGUCGGGACAAGCCCGCGCCUGACAUUUACAGACUUGCUCUGCGGGACCUGAACUCCUGUGCAGUGGCUGAUGGCGAAGACCCGAUACUGCCCGGCGAAUGUCUGGUGUUUGAGGACAGCGUCAUAGGCGUCGAAGCCGCGAGGCGUGCGGGGAUGAGAGUGGUAUGGGUACCUCAUCCCGACGUCUUGAGCGAGUACGCGGGGAGGGAGGGAGAUGUUAUUGCUGGCCGCACGAAUUCUUUGGCCGAGCAUGUCUUGGCUGAUGGCGACAAUGGUUCCGUUGGGGAGUACAACGAUGGCUGGGGGGAGUGCAUAGAGAGUCUGGCGGCAUUCGAGUAUCACAAGUAUGGUAUCGACAUCGGCGUACCUCACUUCGCUAUCCCAGAGACGCAGGUGAACUCGCUCAGCACCCGGCGCCUCUUACACGUCCGGUGA